AUGUCCUGUGGUAGUGGAGAAACUGUUGGGCACCUGAUGUAUAACCGCUGUGGACGGGUUCAAGGCUCCACUUCCCAGCUUAGCAGUCUGAAUGGAAAUAGGAAAUCUGCAGCAUUGCUGGAAGUAGGAGGGAACCUACGCAAUAUGCAGUAUUAUUCCGUGGUGCUGGAUCCAGAAACCCUGGUGAAUAAUGGAUCUGGGAUUCUCCGUAACCCUGAGGAAGGCACAAAGGCUGCAGCCUUGACAGAAAGUGAAGUCCAUGGGGCCUGUGCAACAAAGUGUUUCCAUAGCCAUUAUUUAACUAAAACUAGUACGCAGAGAGAUGUCUACAACUUCCUGGAGAGGCCCAGUGGAUGGAAGUGUUUCAUCUAUCAUUUUACUGUAUUUCUCUUGGUGCUGAUUUGUUUAAUAUUCAGUGUACUAUCUACUAUAGAGCAUUACUCUGAAUUUGCCACUGGAACCCUUUUCUGGAUGGAAAUAGUUCUGGUUGUGUUUUUUGGUGCUGAAUAUGUGGUACGAUUGUGGUCUGCAGGCUGCAGGAGUAAGUAUGUUGGCUUCCAGGGAAGAAUACGGUUUGCCAGAAAGCCAAUAUCAAUUAUCGAUCUAAUUGUGGUAGUAGCCUCAAUUAUUGUUCUGAGCAUAGGAUCUAAUGGACAGGUGUUUGCCACCUCUGCAAUAAGGGGGAUCCGGUUUCUCCAGAUACUUCGCAUGCUUCAUGUAGAUCGACAGGGUGGCACCUGGCGACUAUUAGGAUCAGUUGUUUUCCUGCAUCGUCAGGAACUCAUAACCACGUUGUACAUUGGAUUUUUGGGAUUAAUUUUUUCAUCCUAUUUUGUUUAUCUUGCUGAGAAGGAUGCAGUUGAUGAGGAUGGAAAGACAGGUUUCUCCAGCUACGCUGAUGCCCUUUGGUGGGGUGUGGUAACGGUCACAACAAUUGGUUAUGGAGACAAAGUUCCCCAGACAUGGAUUGGGAAGACAGUAGCUUCCUGUUUUUCAGUGUUUGCUAUAUCUUUCUUUGCUCUGCCAGCGGGUAUUCUGGGGUCUGGUUUUGCACUGAAAGUACAGCAGAAGCAACGUCAGAAGCAUUUCAACAGACAAAUCCCAGCUGCAGCUUCCCUAAUUCAGACUCUGUGGAGGUGCUAUGCAGCAGAGAAAUCCUGCAGUUCUACAGCAACAUGGAAGAUCUAUAUUACACCACCGGCACAAAAUCCCCAAAAACCACCAGCGCCAUCUAGCCCUAAUCUGAGAAAACAGGCUAGAAGAUACAAAAGAAAAGGGAAACUAGGCUGUGGUAACGGUUCUGCACCUGUAAUAAACCCAGGAGAGAAUACCUUGUCUAUUCCACAGAUCACUUAUGAUCACACUGAUGAACAAGAAGAAAAAAAAAAAGUGUCUUUCUACAUUGAUGAACCAGGAGUGAAAAGAUGUUUAGAAGGGAAUACCGAAGAAAUGGCACGGGCCAACAGCUUCACUGACAUUGACCUUAUAUCAGAAGAGUUGCCACAGCCAGCUGUAUCCGACGUGGCACAAUUAACUGAAGCACAUCGAACUGCUGUAAAAGUCAUCAGGAGAAUGCAGUAUUUUGUAGCCAGAAGAAAAUUUCAGCAAGCUCGGAAACCUUAUGAUGUACGCGAUGUGAUUGAACAGUACUCACAAGGACACCUUAAUAUGAUGGUUCGGAUAAAAGAACUUCAAAGAAGAUUGGACCACUCCUUGGGAAAGCCAGGCCUUUUCCUCCCAGAAAAAGGUGUAGACAAAGGAUACUAUACUGUAGGAGCCAGACUGAUCCGGCUAGAGGAGAAGGUCAUGCAGAUGGACCAGAAGCUAGAUGACAUCCUGAACACGCUCCAGGCUCAGUUCGGGGAUCAGCCACAGGCACAGAUGUCAGGGCCAGCCACCCCACCUGUCAGACAGCUACAGACAACCUCGGAUUCCCCCGCAGUGAACCGGAAAAUUUGA
This is a messenger RNA of Nipponia nippon (crested ibis), 1959 nucleotides long. The record is from RefSeq and is a predicted model, not a curated record. NCBI's taxonomy places the organism in Eukaryota, Metazoa, Chordata, Aves, Pelecaniformes, Threskiornithidae.